Gossypium arboreum is the source of this 1194-nucleotide messenger RNA. RefSeq lists its product as uncharacterized. The transcript is spliced from 6 exons. The record is from RefSeq and is a predicted model, not a curated record. Lineage: Eukaryota; Viridiplantae; Streptophyta; Magnoliopsida; Malvales; Malvaceae. Bases 1 to 1194 code for a protein of 397 amino acids.
AUGAAUCUUACUCAAGGUGAUAGAUCUGUGGUCGAGUAUGAGGCCGAGUUUCUGAGGCUGAGCGGCUACACUCGAGAGGGAGCUGGAUUCGUAGUUCUGGUUGAGAAGGCGAAGAUCGCCGAUGAUGUUAAGCACGUGGAGUACCAGAAUAGGGAUCGAGAGAGGGACAUAGGUUCUACUUACUCCUAUGUAGCUAGCACUAUAUCUAAAAACUUGAGGAUUCCUAUUGAGAGUACUUCUAGUAAGAUUAUUAUACUAAGUCCAUUGAGGCAGUCUGCUCGGGUUAUUAAACUCUAUAGAAAUGUUCCCUUAGUGGUACAAGGGACUGUUUUCCUGGCAAAUCUGAUGGAGCUUUCGUUUGGGGAGUUUGAUUUAAUACUGGGUAUAGACUGGUUGGUUGAGUGUCGAGUCAGUUUGGACUGCGUAUCUAAGAGGGUCAUUCUAAAGACCAAGGAUGAUAUGAAGGUGGUUGUGAUUGGUGAGUAUCGAGACUAUUUGUCCAAUGCGAUCUUCGUUUUUGCGGCUGAAGAACUGCUGUAUCUGGAUAAGUUCAUCAUGGUCUUCAUUGACGACAUUCUGGUGUACUCUAAGAGAGAGGAUGAACAUGAUGAGCGUUUUAGAGUAGUACGUCAGAUUCUACAUGAGAAACAACUUUACGCUAAGUUGAGCAAGUGUGAGGUCUGGUUGUGCAAAGUGACCUUUCUGGGGCAUGUGGUUUUUGCUGAGGUGAUCCGUGUUGAUCCAAGGAAGAUUAAGGUUGUACUUGAUUGGAAACAGCCUAAGAACGUAUCUGAGAGCACAACUUUCUGGGUUUGGCAGCUUGAAUCUGGUAAGGAGUUUGUGGGUUACAGUGAUGCGUCACAUGUUGAUUUGGGUUGUGUUCUAAUGCAGGAUGGAAAAGUUGUAGCUUAUGUGUCUCGUCAGCUUAAGACAUAUGCGGGAAAUUAUUUGACGCAUGAUCUUGAGUUGGCUGCGAAGGAGUUGAAUCUUAGAGAGCACCGAUGGAUUGAAUUGCUCAAGGAUUAUGACUACACGAUAGAGUGUCAUCCUAGUAAGGCCAAUGUGGUGGCCGAUGCUCUAAGUUGUAAAGCAAUGACUGAUCUGAGGGUGAUGUUCGCUCGCCUUAGUCUAUUUGAUGAUGGGAGUAUGUUAGCCGAGUUGCUAGUUAAGCCAACUUGGAUUAAUCAGAUUUGA